CUUUAAACCAGCUGGGAUUUAUUUAAGCUCAAUUUCCUCUUGUUGGUAAAUGAGUGUCACUAAAGUUUCUGUCAGAAAUUGCAGGCAGAGGUACUCUUUUGCUUCACAUCUCAAAUCUUCUGCAUGAGACUCAUCAUGGUAAGCAACAUUCUGCUGUGGUCUCUUCAGAUAAGCCUCCUCGGAACCACUCUUGCUGGGAACAUUCUGAUUUGGCCAAUGGAGGGGAGUCACUGGCUCAAUGUUAAGAUCAUUAUAGAUGAGCUCAUUAAGAGAGAACAUAACGUGACUGUCUUGGUUGCCUCGGGUGCACUGUUCAUCACACCAACCUCUCACUCUUCUCUGACAUUUGAAAUAUAUAAAGUGUCCUUUGGCAAAGAAAGAAUACAAGGGGUGAUCAAGGAUUUUGUUUUGACAUGGCUGGAAAACAGGCCAUCUCCUUCCACCAUUUGGAGAUUCUAUCAGGAGAUGGCUAAAGUUAUCAAGGACUUCCACAUGGUGUCUAGAGAGAUGUGUGAUGGCGUUCUUAAAAAUGAAAAGCUGAUGGAAAAGCUGAAGAAAGGCAAGUUUGAAGUCCUCUUGUCAGACCCAGUAUUCCCUUGUGGUGAUAUAGUAGCUCUAAAGCUGGGAAUACCAUUCAUCUAUUCCUUGAGGUUUUCUCCAGCCUCGAAUGUGGAAAAGCACUGUGGGAAGGUACCAUACCCUCCUUCCUACGUUCCUGCUAUUCUCUCGGAACUCACUGACCAGAUGACUUUUGCUGACAGAGUAAGGAAUUUCAUCUCCUACCACCUACAGGACUACAUGUUUGAAACUCUUUGGAAACCAUGGGAUUCCUACUACAGUAAAGAGUUGGACGGUAGCCACUGGUUAAAUAUUAAGGUCAUUUUAGAAGAGCUGACUCAAAGAAAUCACAGUGUGACUGUACUGACUUCCUCAACAACCCUAUUCAUCAGUUCAAGUCCUGAUCUUUUAGUGGAUUUUGAAGAGAUACCUGUUUCUGUUAACAAGAGCUAUUUAGAGUCCUUAAUCGAACAUAUGAUAAUAAUGUGGAUGGACCAUAAACCAACUCCUCUCACACUAUGGGCUUUCUACAAAGAACUAGGAAAGUUGUUAGAGGCUUUCUUUUUAAUCAAUGUACAACUCUGUGACCGUGUAAUAAACAACCUCACAUUGAUGGCAAGACUUCAGAGAGGUGGUUUUGAUGUGCUGGUAGCAGACCCAGUUACACUGUGUAGUGAAUUGCUUGCUCUCAAAUUAGGAAUUCCAUUUGUGUACACACUGAGGUUCUCUCCGGCCUCCACAGUGGAAAGACACUGUGGGAAAAUCCCAGCACCAGUCUCCUAUGUACCUGCGGCCUUGUCAGAGCUCACUGACCGGAUGACUUUUGGCGAAAGGGUUAAAAACAUUUUCUCUUAUUUUCUACAAGACUAUAUAUUUCAUUCCCAUUGGAGAGAAUGGGAUUCCUACUACAGUAAAACUCUAGGGAGGCCCACUACACUAUGUGAGACUAUGAGUAAAGCUGAAAUCUGGCUAAUUCGGACAUACUGGGACUUUGAAUUUCCUCGUCCAUACCUGCCUAACUUUGAAUUUGUUGGAGGACUGCAUUGCAAACCUGCCAAACCUCUACCUCCGGAAAUGGAAGAAUUUGUCCAGAGCUCAGGUGAAGAUGGUAUUGUGGUGUUUUCUCUGGGGUCCAUGGUGAAAAACCUCACAGAGGAAAAAGCCAACCUCAUUGCCUCAGCCCUCGCCCAGAUUCCGCAGAAGGUUUUAUGGAGAUACAAGGGAAAGGAGCCGGCCACGUUAGGACCCAAUACUCGGCUGCUUGACUGGAUUCCCCAGAACGACCUUCUUGGCCACCCAAAAACCAAAGCUUUCAUCACUCAUGGUGGAACAAAUGGGAUCUAUGAAGCUAUUUAUCAUGGGGUCCCCAUGGUGGGAGUCCCCAUGUUUGCUGAUCAGCCUGACAACAUUGCUCACAUGAAGGCCAAAGGGGCAGCUGUGGAGGUCAACAUGAACACAAUGACAAGUGCAGACCUGCUGGGUGCCUUGAGAGCAGUCAUCAACGACCCUUCUUAUAAGGAGAAUGCCAUGAGGUUAUCAAGAAUUCACCAUGAUCAGCCAGUGAAACCCCUGGACCGAGCAGUCUUCUGGAUCGAGUUUGUCAUGCGCCACAAAGGAGCCAAGCACCUGAGGGUUGCAGCCCACGACCUCUCCUGGUUCCAGUACCACUCACUGGAUGUGAUUGGGUUCCUGCUGGCCUGCUUAGCAACUGCUAUGUUGUUGGUCACAAAGUGUUGCUUAUUUUCCUACCAUACGUUUAUGAAGGCAGGAAGGAAGAUGAAGAGGGAAUAGAUCUUUCUAAGUUUGACAAAGUGCUGAAUUGGGCAAUAAUAUUAAUUCCAGUCCCAAAGAACUCACUGAAAACCCACCUUGAUCUUAUUUACAAAUAUCUUCUUUUGUUUCUGUGAACACUGAAUCCAUGUUUAGCCAAUGUUAGCAACAUUCUGAAAAGUUACUCAUAUUCAUGUGGUUUUUGUUGUUCUCAUUAUGAGGGAGAAAGUCUAUAUUUCAACCAGAUGAGUCUUCAUUUGCCUUUUCCUCUGGGGCUUUACCAGGGAGCUAUUCAUUCUACAUACAUUCUAUUCAUAAUGUCAUUUAAAAUUUACCUUUGAUUGAUAUGCUAAGUCUAUUUGGAAUUGUUGGGAAACUUCCCAAUGUACAUGGAAUUUGGUGAAUGGAAGGAACUCACAAUUGUCAAAUUCCCACUUCUCCAUAGAUCUUACAAUUGAAGAACCAUCAUCACAGGAGAUCAGUCUAUUAAGGGAAAAUAAUGAUUUUCUUGCAUAAUAAAAAUCAGCUCUUUAGCUUGCCAAAUGUUACAGGAAUGUGAGUAUGAAUUUACACAGUAAUAGUGCAUCACAGUGUGAAAGAUUUAUCUCUACAACUCUACAAUUUUUAUUGAGCACAUUUAGAUAAUCACAAUCUGCUUUUCUGUUCUUUCUAAGGAGAUCCUUUUGUGUGCUCCCCACCCAGUGAGUCACAAUUUUGGCUCAUUAAAUUUCAAAGAAUAGAUUAAUAGAGUGAUCAUUUUGCCUAAUACAAAAUGUUAAAUUUGAAUAAAAUAUUUGUAAUGGGUACAACAAAAAGAAAUAUCAAAGGAUAUAUAAUUUUGUGAAAUUUUAAACUUGGAAAAAUAUUGAUCACAUUAUUGUCAAUUCAUUGUAUUUAAAAAUCAGUAGAGUUUAAUAUGUAAUCAGUAUUUAUAAUGAAUUUCAAUGUUACACCUACAAUAAACAUUUACAAUUUGAGAUUA
Messenger RNA from Chinchilla lanigera (long-tailed chinchilla), 3310 nucleotides. Its product is annotated as UDP-glucuronosyltransferase 2A1. The record is from RefSeq and is a predicted model, not a curated record. The transcript has 8 exons. Gene Ontology annotation, molecular function: UDP-glycosyltransferase activity. Bases 124 to 2349 code for a protein of 741 amino acids. Lineage: Eukaryota; Metazoa; Chordata; Mammalia; Rodentia; Chinchillidae.